This is a messenger RNA of Dreissena polymorpha, 1050 nucleotides long. Its product is annotated as protein lin-31-like. Gene Ontology annotation, biological process: cell differentiation; anatomical structure morphogenesis; regulation of transcription by RNA polymerase II. Gene Ontology annotation, molecular function: DNA-binding transcription factor activity, RNA polymerase II-specific; RNA polymerase II cis-regulatory region sequence-specific DNA binding. The record is from RefSeq and is a predicted model, not a curated record. NCBI's taxonomy places the organism in Eukaryota, Metazoa, Mollusca, Bivalvia, Myida, Dreissenidae.
AUGAUGACACCGGAUGUUGACCACGAGACCAACCCCGCCUGCCUGAUGGGAGCGGGCGGCAUGAUGCACCACGGGAUGCAACACCAGGAUAUGAACAUCGCCUCUUCGUCACACAAUGCGGACGCCGACGAUGACUACGGUGACGGCGACGACCAGGACCAUUCAGACUCGGGUAUCAUUGGGGACGACGACGGCGACGACACCGGAAGCACGUUCUCGGGAACGUCUACGCUUUCCCAACAAAAGCGCCGUUUCGCUGACGUCAAACCGCCAUACUCGUACAUCGCACUCAUCACCAUGGCGAUCGAAAGCUCUACAAACGGCAUGAUGACAUUGAAUGAGAUAUACGCCUUUAUCAUGAACAGGUUCCCGUACUUCAAGGAGAACCAACAACGCUGGCAGAACUCAAUCAGGCACAAUCUGUCGCUCAAUGACUGCUUCGUAAAGGUUCCGAGAGCACCAGGCAGACCCGGAAAGGGAAACUACUGGGCGCUGCAUCCGGGCUGUGGCGAUAUGUUCGGUAAUGGGAGUUUCUUGAGAAGAGCCAAGCGAUUCAAGUUACACAGACAGAAACUUCACUCGGAUGCCCACGUUCAGCAUGUGAACUCUUACGGACACUUCAGUCUUUAUCCACCGCCAGGCUACAAACCAUAUCCGGCGCUAAACCCGCUAGGUCUCCCGUCCUUCCCAUCACAGAGUAUCGGUCAGUCACAACAAUACAGCCUUCCGAAGCAGGAGCCCUGGGGGACGCAGACGACAUCGUCCUACUCUCCAUAUUACACUGGCGGAUCGAUGACGAACGGCCUCACGAACAGUUUAAGUAACGGUCUGAGCAACAGCCUAACGAACAGUUUAAGCAAUGGAUUUGGUAACAGCUUCGGCUCCGGUUUAGGAAGCUCCCUCGGAGGCUCGUAUCUUCCGGUUUCCAACCCGCCGUCUCUGCCGCCGACCUCUUCCGGCGGGCUGAGCUCCUAUCCCUCGUUCCAACAGAACCCCUACUACCAGCCGCAGUACCCGGGCAAUCUGUCCCGACCCCUACAUUCCCAGUGA